This is a messenger RNA of Ctenocephalides felis (cat flea), 783 nucleotides long. Its product is annotated as ovochymase-2-like. NCBI's taxonomy places the organism in Eukaryota, Metazoa, Arthropoda, Insecta, Siphonaptera, Pulicidae. Gene Ontology annotation, molecular function: serine-type endopeptidase activity. Gene Ontology annotation, biological process: proteolysis. The transcript has 6 exons. The record is from RefSeq and is a predicted model, not a curated record. The coding region runs from base 1 to 783 and encodes 260 amino acids.
AUGUCAACUGAAUUAUCUAUUGUCAAUAUAGAAGAUUAUCCAUUUAUAACUUCAAUCGAAGAAACUUUUCUUCUGGGAAGACAUCUUUGUACAGGUAUAAUCAUAACAUUAACAUGGAUAUUAACGGCUUCUCAAUGCUUACUCCAUCAAGGAUCCGAAAAUUAUACGAAAGAUGAACUUUUAAGAGAUCCAGCAUAUUAUGAAGUGGUUACAGGUGUUGAAAGCACAGGAUACGGAAAAAAAUCAGCUUGUAAAUUUUUCAUAGUACAUGAAAAUUCUUCAACUGGUCCUACCAAUUUCGAUUAUGGAGUUGCUCUUAUUGGUCUUAAAGAUCUUCUGACUCAAUCUACCAGUGUUAAGCCGAUUCAGUACUCAGGCCUUCAGACAGAUAUAUUUGGUGAACAAUGUAAAGUUAUCGGCUGGCUUAAAAGUGAUGAGGAACAAGAUUAUGUCAAAGCCUUUAAACUCAUUUCAUUCAACGUUACUGCCCUUUAUGAUAAUGAAUGCAAGUUUAUUCAAGAACAAGUUAAUAUCACCCAAAGUGAUCAAUAUAUCUGUUUGCAGGCCAAUUCUGACUUUCGCUGGCUGGACAUUGCUGCUGCGGUGAUCUGCUCCAGAUCUGAUGUCGUAGAAGCAAUAGUUGUUUCUAGAAUUGAUUCAGAAUCUCCAGAUUCUCUCAGUAUAUUUCUGGCUAUCAGACUUGAUUAUAGUGCUGUUUGGAUUGCAACCAGGACUGCAAUACCGUCUACGAAGUUGAAGCAAACGGACCACAAAUUGGGAUAG